Messenger RNA from Vicia villosa (hairy vetch), 985 nucleotides. Its product is annotated as protein S40-4-like. The record is from RefSeq and is a predicted model, not a curated record. The transcript has a single exon. Lineage: Eukaryota; Viridiplantae; Streptophyta; Magnoliopsida; Fabales; Fabaceae. Bases 120 to 656 code for a protein of 178 amino acids.
UCUCCAAAUCCUAAAGAAUACAAAACCCAUCCCUUUUAUUUUUUCAAAAACCACAUAAACUAAAGUAACUACUACUAGUACUACUAACCUUUAUAAAAAGCACAUCAAAUGAAAAUUUGAUGCUACAAAAACCAAACCAAAACAAACCAAACACACACAAAAUUAUCAUGGCAACAAAAACUAAGAACCACAGCAACAUUAGAAGACAAAACUUCAACCACUUUCUUCAAUCCACAGACACUAACUCUGUCAACGAGUCGUCACUCUUCGAGUUCGACGAGUCAGAACUCUACAACUCAGCUCGCUCCAUUUCUACCUCUAACUCACCUGAAUUUCGCAAAUCCGUUAUUGCUUCGCGUUUCCAAACCACUUCAUCUUCCACCGGUGUUCUUGUCGGAGAUCCGAUGUCGCUGCCGGUUAACGUUCCGGACUGGUCCAAGAUCCUUGGAGAAGAGAACCGACAGAACCGGAGGAGGAACUACGAUGUUGACAGCGAUGAAGACGGGGAUGAAGAUAAAGUUCCGCCGCAUGAGUUUCUUGCUAGAACAAGAAUCGCUUCGUUUUCGGUUCACGAAGGAGUUGGUAGAACUCUCAAAGGACGCGAUCUUAGUAGGGUUCGAAACGCGAUUUGGGCCAAAACCGGUUUUCAGGAUUGAGUUUAAACCCGGUUCGAUCGGAAAUUGGAACAUUAUAUUGGAAUUGGACUCCAUGAAAUCAUCGAAACAUGUUUUUUUUUGUGGAGUCCUUAAUUUUGGUUUUAUUUAUAUUUUUAUUAUUAAUUUCAUCUAAUAUCUGAGGCUUUUGUUAUUUGUGGGAGUUAUUAUUAAUUUCAUUAUGAUUAUGAUAAUUAUUCUUCAUUGACGUUGUUGUCAACUGCGUUUGUUUUUGGUAAGUUGGUUCAGUUUCUGCGAUUGGAUCGUGUAUGGUGGACCCGUUGUUGUAGAUGUACAAGUAUAGUUCAAUGAUUGGUGAGGUUUUGGUUUUA